Molecule: messenger RNA, 2272 nt
Organism: Wyeomyia smithii (pitcher-plant mosquito)
Lineage: Eukaryota; Metazoa; Arthropoda; Insecta; Diptera; Culicidae
Product: esterase B1-like
Exons: 3
Coding region: 107-1888 (593 amino acids)
Source: RefSeq, a predicted model, not a curated record
AUAAGUCCCUACGUUUCCGUACAAAGUGAUUACCACACGCACGCGGCACGCGCUCUGCUCCGGUUCUGCUGUUCGAUAAACUGCUCAGGAAUUGUGCUACCCAGUCAUGGUUAUGCGAAGCUCUCCGUUAACCGGCUGGAAGAAUGUCAGUACCGGCUCGGAUGCGGAAUGUCACCGGCCCCCUACAAGAAUAGCGGUUCAGGUGGCUCAGGGCUACAUCUAUGGCGUCAGGGAGAACCUUCCGAAUGGCGAGAAUUAUUUUUACUUCAAAGGCGUUCCGUACGCGAAGCCCCCGGUGGGAAAUCUACGCUUCAUGUCACCUGUUCCGAUUGAAAAGUAUCCCGUUUCCUAUUUGGACUGCACGACGGAAAGAAGCAACUGCAUAGGUUUGGACGUGCUGAGUAAAGAAGUUACCGGCUCCGAGGAUGGAUUGUACCUUAAUAUUUAUUCUCCGAAAUUACCUCGGAAGAAUGAACCGGUUGAGAAGCUACCUGUUAUGGUGUUUAUCCAUGGCGGAGGACUUAUUGGGGGCCACGCCGACAGUUCAAUGUAUUUACCCAGUUAUUUGCUGCAGGAAGGUGUUAUAGUUGUUACCGUGAAUUACCGCUUAGGAGUUCUUGGAUUUCUCUGCUUACCACAAGCAGGGAUCGAAGGCAAUGCUGGACUGAAGGAUCAGAGAAUGGCUUUGCGAUGGAUCAACCAGAACAUCGAAAAGUUUGGUGGGGAUCCAAAUAAUGUUACCAUGUUUGGGGCAAGCUCAGGUGCCAUAGCGGUAAAUUUCCACUGUCUCUCGAAGGAAUCGAAAAAGUACUUCCACAAAGGGAUCCUACAGAGCGGAUCCGUUUAUACGGAAUUUGGACACCAGGAUGAGCCGGAGAAGAAAGCUAGAGAUUUGGCACAACUCCUGGGGUUCACUCCUACUACAGACGAGGAGGUGUUACACAUUUUGAGAAGUGCUCCAGCGAGGAAGCUUUUCGAAUUGCAACAUAAAGUAAUAAAUAAACGUGAGCUGCUGGUUGAGAAAUGCUUUCAGAUUCCAUUUUUGCCGGUAAUCGAACGGGAAGAAUCACCGGACGCCAUUAUUACAAAGCAUCCGUCCGUAAUCUUGAGUGAACCGGAUGGGAUGGGAAUUCCGAUUAUUUUGGGUUACAACGAGCACGAUGGAAUGAUGGUGUUGAUCGACGCUAUUAAGAAUCUCAACAGUUAUAAUCUAGAACCGGAACGCUUCGUACCCCGAAUUCUCGACGUUGACUGUUACACCCCGGAAGGCCGCCAACUGGGAAAUUACAUCAAACAGUUUUACUUCAAAGAUAAAAACGUUUCACGCGACACCCUGCUACCACUGAUCAAUCUUUUUACAGACAAAUACCUUUUAGCAUAUCGAAUCACGGCAAUACUAUGGGCCAAAUACCAAACCAAAACAAAAAUGUACGGUUAUCGUUUCUCAUUCGACGGGCUGCUCAACAAGGGCAAGGCUGUUACUUCGUUCACCAGUAUGAAAGGGGCCGGCCAUAUCGAUGAGGUUUAUUAUCUGUUCAGCUCUCCGAUCCUGAAGACGGAAGUUCCGAAAACCAACAAAGCUUACGCGAUGCGCCAGAAGAUGGUGCGCAUGUGGACCAAUAUGGCCAAGUACGGAAACCCAACGCCGGAGGAUGAUUCCAGUCUGCCGUUCCGUUGGCUGCCGGUGGAAAACGUUUCUCCUGAUUGCAACGAGCUGACGCAGAACAUCCUCAGUAUUGGCGAUGAAAUCAAAAUGAUGGAGAUGCCGGAGCGAAAGCGGAUGGACUUUUGGACCGAACUGUUCUACAAGUAUAACGGUAACGUGACGAGCGCGAAAAUUCCGACCGCACCGGAGUGGCGGGUCAACGAUUUGAAUAAUAAUGUCUAGAAACACCUCGAUUGCAUAAAUAAGGUUGAAUAAUAAUAUACCUAUCGUAAUAAAUGUGGCUUCGCUUUGUUCUGCCGCCCGGUUAUUGAACUGCGACCGGCAGUUAGGGAAUUUUUUAUGUUGUCGAAAGUUUUUACCAAAAUAAAUUUGAUAUAUUAUUUUCUUAGUUCGAUGACAUUGUGUAGAAUGCUUUGUUUUCAAGCACUUUCUCUAAAUUUAUUUUAACUCAUUCAGAUUAUGAUUUCAUUGAUUAGUGAGAUGAUCAAAAGAGUUAUCCUUCAUGAUGCCUACAGUAGAAAAAUUGUUUAUUUUUUUAAUAGAAGUAUAUUAAAACCAGUUACAUUACAUUAUUCUGAGUAAUCAAAUAAAUAAAUCAAAAAUAAA